AUGGCGUUAGUUCCACACAGCACGAAAACAGCACUGCAGAAACAGUUUGAAGUUCUUGCGGAAUUGCUAUCCCCAGUUGACAAUAAUCUCUCCAAGACUCUCAAGGAUCUAGGGCGCCUAUUCGAAGGUGAUGCUGGAGCAACCAUCCAGUACUUGAACAAAGCCCUCAAAGAUGUACCUCGUACGGAGAACAAACCAACUCAGAACAGUUCCACCGUCGCUACGCCCAACGAUGGAGUUCGGGAAUACUUUGAACAUUAUGACGGUCUCCAAGAAGACGAAAUACCACAAUUGAUAGAACUGUUGAAAACAUUUGAGAGGAAUGAGGAUAAAGUCAAGGACAUCACGCAGGCCUAUGACAAAUACAAAGAAAAUCCGAACAAGUUCUGGACUGCAUUCUCCAACUUGCAUGCCGGUAAUAGCAUCCAACAGGCGGUCAGCGCGAUCGAUCAUCAUUCUUCUUCGUCACCGUUGGCUCGUCGACUCCUGUGCAGACGCCUGGCGGCAGAGACCAAGUCAAAAUCUCAAGAACUUGAAACCCAAGGACAUACAUUAAAACGUGGUAUGUCAUAUCGUGAUUUGGCAUUUCGAUUGAGUGUUGGCAAGGACUGGAAGAAACACAACUGGAUGCUGCGAGAGGGAGAACGAUGGUCGUGUCUGGAUCCUGGUGUGCUAGCUGCGAUCAAGCAUCCAAACUGGAAAAGGUGA
Aspergillus melleus is the source of this 708-nucleotide messenger RNA. RefSeq lists its product as uncharacterized. The transcript is spliced from 2 exons. The coding region runs from base 1 to 708 and encodes 235 amino acids. NCBI's taxonomy places the organism in Eukaryota, Fungi, Ascomycota, Eurotiomycetes, Eurotiales, Aspergillaceae. The record is from RefSeq and is a predicted model, not a curated record.